Solanum verrucosum is the source of this 3079-nucleotide messenger RNA. RefSeq names its product pentatricopeptide repeat-containing protein At2g27610. Gene Ontology annotation, cellular component: intracellular membrane-bounded organelle. Gene Ontology annotation, molecular function: zinc ion binding; RNA binding; protein binding. The transcript has a single exon. Lineage: Eukaryota; Viridiplantae; Streptophyta; Magnoliopsida; Solanales; Solanaceae. The coding region runs from base 8 to 2623 and encodes 871 amino acids. Gene Ontology annotation, biological process: RNA modification. The record is from RefSeq and is a predicted model, not a curated record.
ACUGGCAAUGAUUCUAAGGCCGUGUUUGGAAAAAGUAAGGCCUUUGCUGCAUUUCAAGAAUCCAUUGAACACCCAUUGUUGUUCUCAUUCAUUCGCCAUUGAUUUCGAAGAAGAAGCUCAAACCAAGUCUUUUGAAUCUUCAAAUUAUCUCCCUGCACACCAAGUGUUUGAUGAAAAGUCUCAGAAAGUUUCUUUGAACAAUCACUUGCUAUUUGAGUACUCCCGGAAUAGUUUCAAUGUAGAAGCUCUGAAUCUGUUUGUGGGUAUUCAUCGUAAUGGAUUUUCGAUUGAUGGGUUGAGUCUUUCUUGUAUAUUAAAGGUCUCUGCUUGUCUGUUUGAUUUGUUUUUUGGUAAACAAGUGCAUACUCUUUGUGUUAAAUCUGGUUACUUUGACAAUGUUAGUGUUGGGACUUCACUUGUUGACAUGUAUAUGAAAAUGGAGAAUGUUGAUGAUGGUCAGAAAAUGUUUGAUGAAAUGGAGGAUAACAAGAAUGUUGUGACUUGGACUUCGUUGCUUUCGGGUUAUUCGUGUAAUAAGUUGGUUGAUAGAGCGUUAGAAGUGUUUCGUGUAAUGUUAGUUGGAGGAGUUAAACCUAAUGAGUUUACUUUCGCGACAGUUCUUGGAGUUUUGGCUGAUAAAUUUGUAGUUGAAAAAGGGAUUCAAGUGCAUAGUAUGGUUAUCAAGUGUGGUUUUGAGGCGACAACAUCUGUUGGGAAUUCUUUGAUUAAUAUGUAUUUGAAAUCUGGGAUGGUUAGAGAAGCUACAGCUGUAUUUGAGGGUAUGGGAGAUAGGAAUGAAGUAUCUUGGAAUGGUAUGAUAGCUGGUCUGGUGACUAAUGGGCUUUAUUCCGAAGCACUUAAGUUGUUCCACAUGAUGAGACUUGCAGGUGUGGAACUGACACGAUCGAUUUAUGUUACAGCUGUUAAAUUAUGUACUAAACUUAAAGAAUUGGUUUUUGCAAGACAACUUCAUGGUCGAGUUAUGAAGAACGGGUUCUAUUUUGACAAUAAUAUCAGAACAGCACUCAUGGUCUCUUAUACUAAGUGUGGAGAGAUGGACGAUGCCUUCAAGUUAUUCUCUAUAAUGCAUAAAUUCAGGAAUGUGGUUUCUUGGACCGCAAUGAUUGGCGGGUAUAUGCAGAAUAACAGACAAGAGCAAGCGGCGAAUCUCUUUUGCCAAAUGAAAAAGGAUGGGAUAAGGCCAAACGAUUUCACUUAUUCAACUAUUCUUGCAGCUCAUCCAUCUAUUUCGCUGUUCCAAGUACAUGCAGAAGUCAUCAAGACUGAGUACCAGAGCUCACCUACCGUCGGAACUGCAUUAUUAGACGCCUAUGUGAAAACAGGAGAUACUGAUGAGGCUGUGAAAGUUUUUGAAGAGAUUGAUGAGAAGGACAUUAUUGCAUGGUCUGCUAUGUUAUCUGGUUAUGCGCAAAAAGGAGACAUUCAAGGUGCUGUCAGAGUCUUCCGGCAACUAGUCAAAGAUGGGGUCAGGCCAAAUGAGUUUACCUUCUCCAGUGUCAUCAAUGCGUGUGUUACUUCCAUGGCAUCAGUGGAGCAAGGAAAACAAUUUCAUUGUAGCGCGAUCAAAUCAGGUCACAGUAAUGCCUUAUGUGUGAGCAGUGCAUUGGUAACUAUGUAUGCUAAGAGAGGAAACAUAGAAAGUGCAAAUGAGAUUUUCAAGAGACAACCAGAAAGAGACUUAGUUUCAUGGAAUUCAAUGAUAUCAGGAUAUGCCCAACAUGGUUAUGGAAGAAAAGCUCUAAAGAUAUUCGAGGAAAUGCGGAAAAGGAAUUUGGAUAUGGACAAUAUAACGUUCAUUGGAGUUAUCUCUGCUUGUACUCAUGCUGGACUGCUAAAUGAAGGUCAAAAAUAUUUUGAGAUGAUGGUAAACGGCUUUCAUAUUUCACCAAAAAUGGAGAUAUACUCUUGCAUGGUAGACUUGUAUAGCCGAGCUGGAAUGCUGGAUAAAGCCAUGGCUCUUAUCAAUAAAAUGCCAUUUCCUGCUGGUGCAAUUGUGUGGCGUACUCUUCUGGCAGCAAGUCGAGUUCAUCGCAAUGUAGAGAUGGGGAAACUGGCGGCCGAGAAUCUCAUUUCUCUUCAGCCUCAGGACUCAGCUGCAUAUGUCCUUCUAUCCAAUCUCUAUGCUGCAACGGGAGAUUGGCAAGAAAGAGCGAAAGUAAGGAAACUAAUGGAUGUGAGAAAAGUUAAAAAAGAGAUUGGGUAUAGCUGGAUUGAGGUUAAGAAUAAGACCUACUCAUUCAUGGCAGGUGAUGUUUCGCAUCCCCUAUCUGACAGUAUAUACAUGAAACUGGAAGAGUUACGUGGCCGAUUGAAGGAUGCAGGAUAUCAACCGGAUACAAAUUAUGUUCUUCAUGAUGUGGAAGAUGAACAUAAAGAAGCCAUUCUUUCUCGGCACAGUGAAAGGUUAGCUAUUGCUUUUGGAUUGAUUGCCACGCCUCCAGGAAUUCCCAUUCAGAUUGUGAAGAAUCUCAGAGUUUGUGGCGACUGUCACACUGUUAUUAAAUUAAUAUCAAAGAUAGAAGGAAGGCAAAUAGUCGUCAGGGAUUCAAAUAGAUUCCAUCACUUUAAAGGAGGUUUAUGUUCUUGCGGUGAUUAUUGGUGAAUUCAAGCUCUUCGAAUAGACGAAGAGAUAGCAGCAUAUCACAGUUGGUUCCUGUAUAAGCAAAGGCACCAUUAGCUAAUGGAGCUUUAGCUUACAGGCCUAUACCCGAAGUUGCAUCAAUUAUCAGCCUCCAGAUAAUACUAUUUCUAAUGGUUGUUUUGUUCAUGGAUUCAAACUUUGAUAGUGCACAGUCUAGAGGAAGAAACAGAGAAUUUUCCAACUUCACAUAUCUGCCGAUUCAAGUUAUUUUAUUUAUGGACUGAGGGAUAGAAAUGCUGUCAUUUUGGCUGAUUUUUAAGAGCAGUUGACAGAUCACGAUCUGCCUUACAGAAAACAAUCAGAAACUCAGAAGAAUUAAUUUGAGUGGAGGUUUAGUUUUUUCCUGAAGAUAAAGAGAGUCAGAGCCUCUUGUCAAUUACCAAGACUCAAAGUAUGUCUUCUGGUAUUUUGUUCAAC